Molecule: messenger RNA, 2164 nt
Organism: Cicer arietinum (chickpea)
Lineage: Eukaryota; Viridiplantae; Streptophyta; Magnoliopsida; Fabales; Fabaceae
Product: T-complex protein 1 subunit delta
Biological process (GO): protein folding
Molecular function (GO): ATP hydrolysis activity; ATP binding; ATP-dependent protein folding chaperone
Source: RefSeq, a predicted model, not a curated record
GAAUGAGUGAAGAAGGCAUAGAAAAAGCAAGGCAAAUAAUACACACAAACUGUAAAAAGCAAAACCCUCAUUUCUUUUCUAAAAGAAGCUUCUUCUUCACUUCACACACUCUGAACUGAAACACUCAUUUCACGUCAUUUUCCCUUUACUCAUAUUAGGGUUUGCUCAUAAUCAUCAUCAAUGGCAAUUCCUCCACACCGUUCCUCAAAGACUGAAUCCUAUGUCGACAACAAGCGCAAGGAUGACGUCCGUCAAGCCAACAUCAUCGCCGCACGUUCCGUCGCCAACGCCGUUCGUACCAGUCUCGGUCCUAAAGGUAUGGACAAGAUGAUCUCCACUUCUUCCGACGAGGUCAUUAUCACAAACGACGGUGCCACCAUCCUCAACAAGAUGAAAGUCCUCCAACCCGCUGCUAAGAUGCUCGUCGAACUUUCCAAAUCUCAAGAUUCCGCCGCCGGCGACGGUACCACUACAGUCGUUGUCAUCGCUGGCGCGCUUCUCGAAAAAUGUCUCCUCCUCCUCUCUCACGGUAUUCAUCCUACCGUCAUCUCAGAUUCUCUCUACAAAGCCUCCGUCAAGGCCGUCGACGUCCUCACUGCCAUGGCCGUUCCUGUUGAACUCUCCGACCGUGACUCUCUUGUUAAAUCCGCUAGCACUUCUCUUAACAGCAAGGUUGUAAGCCAGUACUCCUCCCUCCUCGCUCCCCUCGCCGUCGACUCAGUCCUCUCCGUUGUAGACCCCGCCAAACCCGAAAUGGUCGAUCUCCGUGACGUCAAGAUCGUGAAGAAGCUCGGUGGAACCGUGGAUGAUACCGAGCUUGUGAAGGGUUUGGUGUUCGAUAAGAAGGUUAGCCACGCCGCUGGUGGACCUACCCGAAUGGAGAAUGCUAAAAUUGCUGUGAUUCAGUUUCAGAUUUCACCUCCCAAAACCGAUAUCGAACAGAGCAUUGUGGUGAGUGAUUAUUCUCAGAUGGAUAGGAUUUUGAAGGAAGAAAGGAGUUAUAUUUUGGGUAUGAUUAAGAAGAUCAAGGCAACUGGUUGUAAUGUUUUGUUGAUUCAGAAGAGUAUUUUGAGAGAUGCUGUUACUGAUUUGUCUUUGCAUUACCUUGCUAAAGCUAAGAUUUUGGUGAUUAAAGAUGUUGAGCGGGAUGAGAUUGAGUUCAUUACCAAGACUCUUAACUGUUUGCCUAUUGCUAAUAUUGAGCAUUUUCGUGUCGAGAAGUUGGGUUAUGCUGAUCUUGUGGAGGAAGUUUCUCUUGGGGAUGGAAAGAUUGUGAAGAUUUCUGGUAUUAAGGAUAUGGGAAAGACCACGACCGUGCUUGUUCGUGGAUCCAAUCUGCUUGUGCUUGAUGAAGCAGAGAGGAGUCUGCAUGAUGCUUUGUGUGUUGUUAGGUGUUUGGUUGCUAAAAGGUUUUUGAUUGCCGGUGGUGGCGCUCCAGAGAUUGAGUUGUCGAGGCAAUUGGGUGCUUGGGCAAAGGUGUUGCAUGGGAUGGAGGGUUAUUGCAUUCGAGCAUUUGCUGAGGCGCUUGAAGUCAUACCUUAUACUUUGGCUGAGAAUGCUGGUUUGAACCCAAUUGCGAUUGUUACUGAGCUGAGGAAUCGUCAUGCGCAGGGUGAGAUAAAUGCUGGAAUCAAUGUCAGGAAAGGUCAAAUUACAAACAUCCUUGAGGAGAAUGUGGUGCAGCCACUGCUUGUAAGCACGAGUGCUAUCACCUUGGCAACAGAGUGCGUGCGGAUGAUUUUGAAGAUUGAUGAUAUUGUCACUGUGAGGUAGAGUUUGUUUAAUGGAUAGGAACAGGAAGACAGGAAUUUAGAGAAAGAAAAACUGAAUCAUCGUAUUAUGUUUUAUGUCUUUCAUACGUUAAUUUUAAGUUUGGUAGUUUAUGUUCUCUUUAGUGAUGUUGUUUAAUCGAUUUUGACGCUGGCUGCUGUUGUUAUUUACAAAUUUGGAUCUCCUUGUGGAUUGUGAUACUUCCUGCAAGUCAUCCAAAGCACUUCAUCUUUAUGUGUAUUGUGAGUUUAUCCAUAGUUGAUUAUAUGUUUGACCACUAUGGCUAUUGAUUAUUCGAUUCUGUUUGUGUCAUUACUCCCCCCUUAAGGAGUUGAGCGGUUGCUUCAUGGAAUUGUGUGGAUAAAUUGUGUUCUUAUGAUGUUAGUUGAAGCAU